Molecule: messenger RNA, 3305 nt
Organism: Nymphaea colorata (pocket water lily)
Lineage: Eukaryota; Viridiplantae; Streptophyta; Magnoliopsida; Nymphaeales; Nymphaeaceae
Exons: 10
Coding region: 261-2885 (874 amino acids)
Cellular component (GO): nucleus
Molecular function (GO): mRNA binding
Source: RefSeq, a predicted model, not a curated record
UUAGCAGCUUAGCUUAGCACUGUGGGGAGAGAGAGAGGGAGAGAAAGGUUUCUUUGCCCAUCAAAAAACGAGAGAAAACACGAGAGGGGUUUCUUUUUAUCCCCGAAGUGCAGGGAAGAAGGGCUUCUGAGUCCCUGAACGAGUUCCCGGCGAGCACCUUCUUUGUUGCCUCCGGCCUUUGGGCCCUUGGUAUCAUCGUUGCCCGCGUUCAGUCCCACUCUUUCCCGUCAUUUGCCGCAUUGCUGGCCACCGCCAUAGCGAUGCCACCAAAGAGGAAAUCCGCCACCACCCCGAGCCCGAGGGUCGCAACGCGGGCUUCAACCAGAUCCUCCGCCAGGAGGCAGAAGACGUCGCCGGCCGUGCCCCCGCCGGAGGAAGAGUCUCCCAAGAUCGUCCCACUCUCCCCAGAGGCGGCCGAAAAUCCGUCCCAACAAUCGGCCACGCCGCCAAGGCAACCGCCUUCUUCCGAGCAACCCGACGUUGCCAUCUGCGAAGUAACACCUCAGCCUAAGCAGUCGGAGGAUGUCUCCCCGCUAGCUCAGCAUGUUUUCGUCCCAGGUCUAGAAGAGGCGGAGCCGAUUGAGGUGGUGAAACCCCAACCCGAAGCCGUUGGAGCUGCACAAGAGGUCGUUCUUGAAACUGUGGUUGUGGAAACAAAAAUGGAAAUUGUAGUAGAAGGAAAUGAGGGAGGUCAUGAACUGGGAAGCGUUAAUCAGGACGAAGAAGAAGUUAAAGAAGGGACUAGAGAAGCUCAGCAGGAGGGAGAUGGGAAGAUGGAAGUAGAACAAGUGCAAGCGCAAGGCGAGAAUAACGAAAGAGAAGAGACCCAAGGAGAAGUUGGGAAUAGAGAAGAAGAGGCUGAAAAUGAUGGUAUUGAAGAUGUCGAGGUUGAAAGAGAGGGUAGGGAUGGAGAAGUGGAUGCUCAAGAAAAAGGGGCGGAUGUUGAAGUAGAGUUUCAAGAAGAAGGUGGAUAUAAGGAAGCACAACAGGUCCGAGGAGAGGAUGAGAAGAAAGAAGCAGAAGAGGUUGAAGGCGGGGUUGGAAAUACAGAAGCAGAAGAGGUUCAUGGAGAGGAAGGAAAUGAAGAGACAGAAAAGGUUAAAGCUGUAGAUAGAAAUGAAGAAGAAAAUGAAGAAGCGGCUAACAAAAGAGGACAUGGGAAUGGAGAAGUAGGGUUUGAGGAAAAAGCGGGGGGAGAAGAAGCAGUUGAAAUGGACGGUGGGCAAGGAGAAGUAGAUGGAGGAGAGGAAGCAGGUGUUGCUGAAGCAGGAGGAGGGACGGGUGGAGAAGAAGCGGUUGAAGGGGAGGGUGGGCAUGGAGAAGAGGAAGCAGGUGAUGCUGAAGCUGGAGAACGGGAAGGGGAGAGAGAGGCCGAUGAAGCACCAGUGCCAAUCGAGGACCGGAAGAAGCAGAAGGAGUAUGAGGUAUUCAUUGGAGGACUUGACAAGGAUGUGGUUGAAGAUGACUUGAGGAAAGUCUUUUCCGACGUUGGGGAGGUUGUCGAGGUCCGGUUGGUGAAGAAAUCUCAGUCCCAAAAGAACAAAGGUUUCGCCUUCGUGAGAUUUGCUACUGUUGAACAAGCUAAAAAAGCAACAACUGAACUCAAGUCCCUUAAGAUUAAUGGCAAGGUUUGUGGAGUAACAAGAAACAAUGACAAUGAAACACUGUAUUUACGCAACAUAUGCAAAACAUGGACCACAUCUGAUCUGCUUGAAAAACUUAAAUCUUAUGAAAUUGAGAACCUUGUGGAUGCUCACCUGAUUGAUGAUCCUGAUAAUAAAGGGAAAAAUAGAGGCUAUGCAUUUUUGGAAUUCAGUACUCAUAUGGAUGCAGUUUCUGCAUGUACUAAACUACAGAAAAGAGGGAUUUCUUUUGGAACAGAUUCUCCUGCAGAAGUAGCUUUUGCAAAAUCUGCUGUUCAGCCAGACGAGGAGGUUAUGGCUCAGGUAAAAUCUGUUUUCUUAGAUGGAUUGUCUGCUAACUGGGACGAGGAAUAUGUAAAGGAACAGCUUAUGAAGUAUGGUGAAAUUGAAAAGGUUGAACUUGCUCGUGAUAUGCCUACUGCCAAGCGAAAAGAUUUUGCUUUUGUUUGUUUUACAACACGAGAUGCGGCAUUGGCUUGUAUAGAUGGGGUUAACAAGGAUGGUAUUUGUAAUGAUGGUGACAAGGUAAUGGUGAAGGCCUCACUCCGGAAACCUUUGCAGAACCGAAAGCCAUCUGCAAGAGGUGGAUGGAAGGGAGUUAGCAGAGUUCAGGAGGGACAAAGAAGAAACUACGCACCAGUAAGGUCCUCUGGUUAUGGUGGACGUGGCCACUAUUACACGGGAGAAAGAGGAUACAGGAAAGAAUUUCCUCCCUCUUCUGGAAGGGCUGGCUCAUGGCAAGGAAGAGAUUUUGAGAGGAGGGCACCAACAUAUCCAUAUGGUGGUGGCAGAUCAAGACCUAGAUAUGUGGAAGAGAACAGACCUGAAAGGCACAUGUCAGGUCGUCGGGAGGAAUAUCCUGCUCCAUAUCCUGGUUUUUCUUCUCAGAGGCAAUACCCUGAAAAUGCAUAUGGUCCUCACUAUCAGCAUUAUGAGACCAGCAUGCCAAGCGGACAUGCAUAUCCACAACUUUCAGGAUCUAAGCGACCUUACUCUGGUGUUAGCGAAGAGGCAUUAUAUGGAAGGCGUAAUAGGGGGCGUGCAGAUACAGGAGUGGAACCUGUUCAGCCUCAAGGGAGUAUGUCACAGUCACAGUCACAGUCACAGUCACAGUCAUACGGCUCAUAUCCCAGCAGGAUUAUUCCUGAGGAUCAUCAUGCUUAUGGAAAUACAACCCAGAGUUAUGGAAACCAGUCAAACCACUACUUGUCUGGAAGUGGCAACUCCAGAUCAUAUUACUGAACUGCAAGGACACUCUCAUCAUAGGGUUCAUUUGGCAAUCCGUUUGUGGCGUAUCACAUGCUAUGGACGUUGUAAUGAAGAUGGAAUCUUGAGCACCAGACGGGAGAAGGCAUUAUAUGAUUUAUCAAACAGGAAGAAUCCAUCCACUCCUCAACUCCAAUCUCGUGGUUCACAUGGCUUGAUCACAUUCCACUGUUCAAAAUUCUGUCUUCUAUGACCUGCUUCUACUUCUUCCUUUUCUUGCUCCAUGUCAACAUAUUUACAGUGGAUGUCCGGUAGUUAAGAUCAGUUUUGAGCUGUUAUACAUGAACAGUUGACCGCUGGUCCAUGCGGAUAUGUUUCGUACAUGGAUGAGCUAGCGUGUGUGUUUUAUGUGCGCAUGUGAUGACAUCAGAUUAAUAAUAACACUUUAUUAUACAA